UGAUGGUGAAUUUUUUUUUCUUGAUUUUUCAACUGUGCUUUUCGAAACCUUCUUCAGUUUUUCAGUUUAGUCUUUUCCCUUGCAUAACUAUUGCAGUUCCUCUUCGGACCACUCGUAUAGAAUUUGGGAAACAUGCCUCUACCAAGCGGAGAAUCGAAACAUCUUACGAUUGGUUCUCCGGAGCCGCAGCUGGACGCAUCCACGUUGACGGUGUACAGUAUGCGAUUCUGCCCCUAUUCCAGACGGGUCUUGCUGGUUCUGCAUAAGAAAAAAAUCCCGCACAAGAUCGUCAACAUCAACCUGAAGGCGAAACCCGAGUGGUACUUGGAGCAUGUCAACCCGCUGGGAAGGGUGCCCACCCUGUAUGCACCGGGUCGGAAUGAUCCGCUCUUUGAGUCGCUGAUCGGGGCGGAGUAUUUGGAUGGACAAUAUCCGGGCGACGGCGCACUGCUGCCGCGGGAUGCAUACGAAGCAGCCCAGCAGAGGAUCCUCAUUGAAGUGAUUACGCAGAAGGUGAUAAACCAUUUGAACGUUUUGGGAGUGACGGGAGAUACCAGCAGAAUGGGCGAACUGUCGAGCGGCUUAUCCGAUGUGGAGAAACUGCUGACGAGUGAUUAUUUCGCAGGAAGCAGAUUAGGAUUUGUGGACUUGAUGAUAUGGCCGUUCUUCGAGCGUCUACCGUUUAUCAGUGAUAUGCGACAAGCGGGCGUGAAUCUGGAGAAGGAUCAUCCCAAGUUGUUCGCCUGGACGCAGCGGAUGCUGUCCGACGUGACAAUUCAAGAAGCAUCUUUUCCACCAGAUAUUAUGACUAGAUUUACUAAGAGCGCCUACAUUGACCAAAAACCUGAUUAUGACAUUGGCUUGCAGUAGCCUGUACACCACUAAUUGGAUAGUGAACUCGUUAGAUGUGUAUUGUGUGAUAAAAUUGAUUUGCAAUUUUACAUGCUUUUUCGUUUCUUAAAGUUUAUAAAACGAGUUAGAAUAAAAUUUAUUGUCGGUUUUGGACGUUUUCUAAAGAAUUUCGUUUUGUAUACGGUAACUGUACAAUACACAGUGUACUGUGCAGUGCCAAAUUUUAGGUACAAGUGGACUUUUGUAUUACGUAUUAAUUUGUACCGGUGACUGUGUGCAAAGUUGCAAACUGCAG
Paramacrobiotus metropolitanus is the source of this 1147-nucleotide messenger RNA. RefSeq names its product glutathione S-transferase omega-1-like. Bases 133 to 870 code for a protein of 245 amino acids. The record is from RefSeq and is a predicted model, not a curated record. NCBI's taxonomy places the organism in Eukaryota, Metazoa, Tardigrada, Eutardigrada, Parachela, Macrobiotidae. Gene Ontology annotation, biological process: glutathione metabolic process. The transcript is spliced from 5 exons. Gene Ontology annotation, cellular component: cytoplasm. Gene Ontology annotation, molecular function: glutathione dehydrogenase (ascorbate) activity; glutathione transferase activity.